Molecule: messenger RNA, 1807 nt
Organism: Acyrthosiphon pisum (pea aphid)
Lineage: Eukaryota; Metazoa; Arthropoda; Insecta; Hemiptera; Aphididae
Exons: 8
Coding region: 119-1213 (364 amino acids)
Source: RefSeq, a predicted model, not a curated record
GUUUCUAUACAACAAGCCAAACACUUCAUGGUAAAUAACGAUCGUUUACAGAUUGACUUAAAUACUUUCAGUUGAAAAUUAUGAUUUAUUUUUAAGACCAAAUAAAUAGUUGAAUAUCAUGACUGAACAGCUCAAUGAAUCGCCCAAAAAGAUUCAGAGCGAGGGAGGACAGCCCAAAAUUGUUGUAGACCCGAGACUUCAGAGUUCCCGUGGGUCGGACGAUUUAGAAAACGAUUAUCAGUUUUUCCGAACGUUGGUAAAAAACAACAUAUUUCAAUUGACUAACGUCUCGGACCAACGAGCGAUUUCGACUUGGUUGCGCAGAUGCGACGAGGAACGUGACGAGUCGUUAAAAUGCGGGAUCAUCAAACUGAUGCUAGUUUCACUUCAGCACCCCAGCGGUAACAUGAAAUUAUUCAGACACUCGGCCCCGAAAAACCUACCGUAUCUGAUAAACACCCCGAAUCACCUCAGAGAAUUGGUCGACGACAUGUUAGCACACUUCGAUUCGGACUCGGACGGCGACGACGAAGCAGAAGCAGACUGUGGGUCGCCGUUAGGUUCCCGCUUCCGUCGCCUUCGCCGUCGAACCGUGUGCACAAACACCGCAGCCGUUUCGCCGGACAUGACCAGUAUCGCCACAGCGUUCACCGACAACCGCGGCGUUCAAGCGUUCUACGCCAGGUCCGACCACGCGGUGAACACGUGGCGUCUGCCCGACAGCGUCCGGUUUCCGGUGCAUAGCCGUUCGGCGUCCCGAUGGGAGAAGGCGCUGACGACCGACUGUCCGCUGACUGCCCGGACGGCCGAUCCCACUAGAACUGCGCGGAAAAACGCCAAAAAAGAAUGGGAUUUGCCGGUCUUCUUACCAGAUGAAGGUAAACCGUGGAAAACACCGAAAUGGAAUACCAGCGAAUCCGAUCUGAGUCCGAUGGAACAAAAAUGUCGUGGUUUAAUGACGGAGCAAAUGUCACCCGAGGGCAACACAUUUCGGUGGUACGAACACAGCCGGUUGGACGGAAGCUUGAGACCUAUGCCUGAAUUUUGUAUAGAUAAGGACGUAUGUGGUCAAGAGAAAAACCAACCGGAAUUAGACGAACGAGCCAUUAACGUGAUGAACAAAAUAUAUCCAGAACGUGUUCAAAUCGUCGUCGAUCCACGUCUUAUCACUGAGGUGCUUGGUACAGACCCACCUGGCCGACGACAAUCGUGACUUCUAGGACGAUACCGCAAAGGACUAUGCAAAAAAAAACUGAUAGUCGGCACCGGGAUUCUAAAACCUCGCAGCCAAAUUAAGAGACGCGGCCCACACAAAAUCUAGUCUACGUGACAAGUCUAUUAUACAUUUAUACCGUCUCAUGACUGACCGCCCACUUCACAGUACUGCUUGCACGAUAGUCCGAAUUCAGUAGUCGUACGUCGUACCGUCUUACAGGUCGCAAGAACGCCAAAGACAGAGGCGUUGACCGGAGCUCGAUGGAUUCGCUACCUCUGGGCUUCCUGACGACGACAAUCGAGGUUCGCUACACGUCAGCUGACUCAUCGAGGCAGUCCUGGAAGUGCAUGUCAACGGCCAGUUUGGUUAUUACUUUUAUUUAUUAGAAGAACAAUAAUCGACCUCAUCCCGUGGGUCACAGUAUCAUCACAUCCGACCGAAUAACAUUAGACAACUUCAAUAGCAUAUUAAAUAUAUAAACAGAGAAGAUAUAUAGAAUUUUCCGGUGCUAUUCAAUCGAAGAAGUCGAUAAGUUUUCCAUUGGAUAUGGUCGAGAUCUUUUUAAUUAAAUACAUUUUUUAAAGUUUUAAA